GGAUGAGGAUGAAGACGCUGAUGAAGAAGCAGGCUUCGACUUUCUCGAGGUAAACACCGCUGUAUUCCAUCGCCACAGCCUUGCAUUGAUUUCAACCGUCACAGGCUUUUGAUACUGAUGCCGUUUCUCCUACAUCCAGUCAAUCUACAACCUGGUGGACUGGUGCCGACUCCCUGCAGACGUCGCCAAGUACAUCUCCUUCCUCUAAACCCGUCGUUGUUGAUUACCCGACUCCGGAAGACCGCCUUCCGCGCACCAUGUCCGUUUCACCUCCGCGUCCAGUGCCUGUCGAACUCUGGAAACCGCCAGCGCCAGAGUCCAUUGCUCACUCUAGUCGUAAUCCAUUUGCGUCGCCCAUUUCCUCAGAUGACGACGUGUCGCAGAUCUCAGAGUGGCUCAAGUCUGAAGAAGAACCAUCUAAGGUUCAACCGCAGCGAGGAGAUUCGGAUUUUGUCUCCUCUGAAUGGCUUGACACCCUGAGGAUCGACUCGAGGGAAGCGACGAAGCCUCAACCCCUGCCGAAACAUGACCAAGCACGCCAGGUCCGCCAGAUACCACAACCAGAACCGUCUCGUGCGUCCCCUCCCACCGCUCAUCUUUCGGUCUCGCCUCCCAUUUCGAGCUCUGCAUCAACCUCGUCCGUGGCAACUGCCACGACGGUUUCCUCCUCACGUCCUAAACAAGCUAUCCGUUAUAUCGGUCCAGUCAUCGUCGAUCCUCAUGACUAUGGCCUACUCCACCCCCAAGAGAAACAUUCCACCCCGGAACGUUCCCUCAAACAGAUGGAAUUUGAGUUUGAAGCAUUCAAAAAGGACGUACGAUUCAAGAUGAUACAGGAGUUCCACAUGGAUGCCAUCAAGUACGAAUGUACUCUUGUGCAGGAUCUUUCGCAGGGUGAGGACGCUGUAACACGGAUAGAGCAACACGAGGUCCGAAUGUUGCAGUUGCAACGCGAUAAGGAGGACAAGCGCAAGAAACUGGUCGACGAGGAGAGACAGAGACGACGGCGAGAGAUCAAUGAGAAGGAUGAGGAAGCUCCGCAGGCAAAAGCCAUGGAAGCAUUCAAGCGAGAGCAAGAGAAGGCUAGGAGGAAGGAGCAGGCUAAGAGAGAGGAGGAAAGGAGGAAGGAGGAAGACCUGAAAAGGAGGGAGGAGGAAAUGCAACGCAGAGAACUUGAAAUCCGGAGGAAGGAAGAGGAGAUGAAAGAGCGUCAACGAUUGGAGCGCGAGCAAUUGGAGGUCUUGAAGCGAGAACACGCUUCGAAGAAGAAGGCGGAGGAGCACGCGAAACGUGAAAAAGUUCGAUCGCGAGCGUGAACGUGAACUGAGGGCUGCUCAGGAGCUCAGCGAUAGAGAGGUGGCAUUUAGGUUGCAGGAGAAGCUGGCGAGGGAAGCGGAACGGGAGAGAGAGCCAGAAAAAUUGUCGAAGGAGAUGCUAGGCGUUCAUACGAGAACAGGAAAGAGUACGAGAGAAGAGAGGAGGGGAAGCCAAGUUGUCAAAGGAGAUGGAAAUAUUCUUGCGAGAACAGGAGAAGCAGGAGCGCGAACGUCAGGAACGCGAAGCGAGGGUCCGACGGAAGGAGGAUGAAAAGGUGAAGGACAAUGGGGAUGGUAAGCGAGCC
This is a messenger RNA of Desarmillaria tabescens, 1621 nucleotides long. RefSeq lists its product as uncharacterized. The transcript has a single exon. Bases 258 to 1316 code for a protein of 352 amino acids. The record is from RefSeq and is a predicted model, not a curated record. NCBI's taxonomy places the organism in Eukaryota, Fungi, Basidiomycota, Agaricomycetes, Agaricales, Physalacriaceae.